AUGGCCCGCAUCGACGUGCUCGACGCCCCGACCAAGCCGUGCCACAACUGCCGCCGCCGCCGCUUGCGCUGUGACCGCUCCUAUCCCCAUUGCCACAAGUGCACAACCGGCGGCCACGAGUGUCUGGGCUACGGGAAGCUCUUUCGCUGGACUGAGGGCGUCGCGAGCCGCGGAAAGCUCGCGGGCAAGACUACCAUCACCUUCUCGGCUGACACGGCCACCACCGCCACUACCUCGUCUCGGGCCUCCACGCUCGAGCCCUCAUCCAUCUCCGCAUCCCCCUCCGUACCUCCCUCCGCAUCUACCUCCGUGCCGGACCACCACCACUACCAUCAACAUGAAUCUCCCACUUCUGCCGAAGACGGUUCCACUGCUCUUGUUGUCUCUGACGUCCGGCCCGCCGGGAUCGAGACCCAGUCGGCUCCCUGGACCCUCGUCGACCCUCUCUUCCAGGGUGUGGAGCAUCACUACCGACACUACCUCUCCUAUUUCACCACGCGCGUCUGCAGGGAUCUCGUCUCCUGGGACCUACCCGAUCGGAACCCCUUCCGCUCUCUCAUCCCGCUGACCAAGGCUCAUCCCCUGCUGCAGCACAUCAUUGUGGCCGCCUCCGCGGCCCACAUGUCCAAUCUCUCCCGCGCGCUGUCGUCGGACCCAGAGUCGGACCAAAACGCCCGGCAAGCCUUAACCGAUUCCCUGGUUGCCAAGCACAAGGCGCUACGGCUCUUGUCCUCUGCACUGCAAGACAUUGACGGCAUCGGUGGAGACGUAGUGCUGUCCUCGGUGCUCUUCUUCGUCAACGUUGAGCUGAUGGAGAGUGGAAGGGACGGCUGGAAGCCCCAUCUCGAGGGUGCUGGGCGAAUCAUGUCUUAUUUGUCCCCCGUCGGAACUGCGGACUCUGUACUACGGGACUAUGUCAUGUCGGAUUGUUUCAUCUACUACAUCUUGGCUUCCGCCUUCAACGCAUCAACGCCGGCCGCCAAGUCGUACUACCACUCCGCACAGGUUUCAUCCGUCUUGGGCAAGGCUGCCGCAAACAGCUACUUCUGUUGUCCGCCCGAUAUCCUGCAGAUCCUUCUGACAGCGUCCCAACUGUCGAACCGCAGCACAGAAGAUCUGGAUUCGGCGGCAGACGUAGCGCAGGGCGCCGCACAAAUCCUGCAGCAGGCCCUGUCCUUCGACGUCCACGACUGGGCGUAUGAGCCACGGACCAUCUCAUAUUUCAGAAACAUCCCGGUAGAGAGCCGCAUUCACGCCGGCUCGGCCCAUCGCCUUGCCGCCUGCCUGUACAUACUCCAUGCUCUUCCGUCGGCAUCCAUACUUGUGCCCGUCGACCGCGAGGAGCUGGCCAGCCAAUUGUUUUACCACCUCUCCUGCAUUAACGAUGAGGACCCUAACUUCAAGGCCACCUGUUUGCCAACGUUCAUUGCCGGCGCGGGGACUUCGGACCCCGAAAGACGGAAAUGGAUCCUCGACCGCCUGAGAAGGCUCAUGAUUUCGACCCCUUGGGGCUUCAUCAUGACCGCCAUAGACAUGCUUCAAACCAUUUGGAACCUCGAGGAAUCCGUGGACCCUCACACCCAGACGGAACGGACCUGGGUCCAGAAGCUCAAGGCUUCCAACCUCAACUUCCUGAUCGUGUGA
Molecule: messenger RNA, 1644 nt
Organism: Colletotrichum graminicola M1.001
Lineage: Eukaryota; Fungi; Ascomycota; Sordariomycetes; Glomerellales; Glomerellaceae
Exons: 3
Coding region: 1-1644 (547 amino acids)
Biological process (GO): positive regulation of transcription by RNA polymerase II
Cellular component (GO): nucleus
Molecular function (GO): DNA-binding transcription factor activity, RNA polymerase II-specific; zinc ion binding; transcription cis-regulatory region binding
Source: RefSeq, a predicted model, not a curated record